CACAUUUUGCUAGGGAGAAAAAAAACAACAGAAAGAAUUAGAGACACUGCCAGAAGAAUUAACUCUCAAGUGGGGGACCUACCACAUGACUCUUCUUUCUUCUUCCUCCUCCUCAUUUCUCACUUCCGCCAAUGUAACAAAACCAAUCAUCAUAAUCUGAUCUAAUGUCGUCGAACAACACUAUCCCCUCCGCCGCUAAUCCACCGGACCCUGUGUUUCCCUUCACCCAACCAGCAAACACUACAACUUCAUCUCCCUCUCCGCCUUCCCCCAUCGAACCCUCUUCAACCCCUCCCUUUCCCGCGGCGCGUGCAAGUGACAGAGGCUUAGCGCCAGGAGUAUUAGCUGGACUGAUCACCGGAGCAGUUCUCGGAGCAACGUUUGUUCUGAUCGGAGUUUGCGUCUUCGUCUGUUUCUACAAAAGGAAAAAGAGGAAGUUGCAGAGAAGAAGAGAUGCUGAAGCUGCCAUUGAUGGAGACUCUCCAUUACCUUCCUUGUCUGAUCAAAAACUAGAUAAUAGUAACAAUCUUCAGCAAUGGAAUCAAAGUACCACUAGCUCAGACAACGUGUUCACGUAUCAAGAUUUGGCUAAGGCAACAGAUAACUUCUCCAGCACCACCCUCAUUGGACAAGGCGGGUUUGGUUAUGUUCAUAAAGGAGUUCUUACGGACGGAAAAGAGGUUGCCAUCAAGCAGCUUAAAGCUGGAAGUGGACAAGGAGAGCGCGAGUUUCAAGCGGAGAUACAGACCAUUAGUAGAGUUCAUCACAGGCAUCUUGUUUCACUUCUUGGUUAUUGCAUAACGGGAUCUCAAAGGUUGCUUGUUUAUGAGUUUGUUCCUAACAAAACUCUCGAGUUCCAUUUACACGUAUUUGCAGAGAAAGGGAGACCAGUAAUGGAAUGGGGGAAGAGGAUGAAGAUUGCUUUGGGUGCAGCUAAAGGAUUGUCAUACUUACAUGAAGAUUGUAAUCCUAAAACAAUACACCGAGAUGUCAAGGCUGCUAAUAUUCUUAUUGACGAUAGCUAUGAGGCAAAGUUAGCAGAUUUUGGACUAGCCAGGUCUUCCUUAGACACUGAUACUCAUGUGUCAACUCGGAUUAUGGGAACAUUUGGUUACUUGGCUCCUGAGUAUGCUUCUUCUGGUAAACUCACUGAUAAAUCAGAUGUGUUCUCAUUCGGAGUGGUGCUUCUUGAACUCAUAACCGGACGCAGACCUGUUGAUAAGUCACAGCCCUUUGUUGAUGAUGAUAGCAUCGUUGAUUGGGCCAAACCUCUGAUGAUACAAGCUCUAAACGAUAGCAAUUUCGACGGUCUUGUUGACCCGCGGCUAGAGGGUAACUUUGAUAUCAGUGAAAUGACGAGAGUGGUUGCUUGCGCUGCUGCUAGUGUCCGUCAUUCAGCAAAACGCCGCCCAAAGAUGAGCCAGAUAGUUAGAGCAUUUGAAGGAAACAUAUCUCUAGAUGACUUGACGGAAGGAGUCACCCCAGGUCACAGCACUAUUUACAGCUUAGAUGGGAGCUCGGAUUAUAGCUCAACGCAAUAUAAAGAAGACUUGAAGAAAUUCAAGAAAAUGGCACUUGAAAGCCAGACAUUUGGUAGCAGUGAAUGUAGCGGUUUGACCACUAGUGACAACGGUCAGAACCCAUCAGGCUCCUCUAGCAUCACUGAAGGUUUACGUACAACGCAAGAGAUCGAACCAGAGAAGAAAACGGAUGAGACUACAAGUUAAAAACAGAGGAUUCUUGAUUCUUGGGUAGCUAAAGUCCAGCAUUUUGGGGUAGGUUAGGUGUAAACACAUUUUUCAUUUCUUCGUAUUAACGUGUGGCUUCUAUGAAAACUCGCAUGAGCCUGAUUUGGACGUGAGUAUUUGUUGGAGACUAGCCAACAAUUAUUUUAUUUCUUUUUAAGUUUGGUGUGAAGUUUAUUUUGAAGAGGUGCAAAGCUAGAUGCUUUAUGAUU
Molecule: messenger RNA, 1957 nt
Organism: Brassica napus (rape)
Lineage: Eukaryota; Viridiplantae; Streptophyta; Magnoliopsida; Brassicales; Brassicaceae
Product: proline-rich receptor-like protein kinase PERK15
Exons: 8
Coding region: 165-1727 (520 amino acids)
Biological process (GO): protein phosphorylation
Molecular function (GO): protein kinase activity; ATP binding
Source: RefSeq, a predicted model, not a curated record